Messenger RNA from Phycodurus eques (leafy seadragon), 6528 nucleotides. RefSeq names its product obscurin like cytoskeletal adaptor 1a (gene obsl1a). The transcript is spliced from 22 exons. The record is from RefSeq and is a predicted model, not a curated record. NCBI's taxonomy places the organism in Eukaryota, Metazoa, Chordata, Actinopteri, Syngnathiformes, Syngnathidae. The coding region runs from base 1 to 6024 and encodes 2007 amino acids. Gene Ontology annotation, molecular function: protein binding.
AUGGACAUUUUUGGAGGCGCGCCUCGGGUUUUGGGCUACCCGCGGCCUGUGGUGGUACAAUGCGGGGCGGAUGCCACUCUCAAGUGCCAAAUCGGCGGAGACCCUCAUCCUGACGUUAUGUGGGAGUGCAAAAACGUCCAGAUCAUCACUGAAGGACGCUACAAGCUCUCCGAGGAGGGAAAGUUCUACCUGUUGAGCAUCAGUGGUGUGAGAGAAAUGGAUACUGGCCAAUACAUCUGCAAAGCUAGAAACAGUGUCGGGGAAACCUAUGCUGCAGCCUCCCUCAAAGUCGUGGCAAAUGACCAGCAACUGGAAGAUAAUGGCAUCAAGCAGCACAAGACAGAAAAUGGGCAGGUAAAUGGAGUCAGCAAAUUGGAGAAUGGAGACCACAGGGAAGAGAAUGGAACACACAAGUUUGACCAGGAGGUUGACUUGGCAUCGAAUGAUAAACCGAGGUUCCUUAUCAAGCCCCUAUCGUUGCGAGUGGGCAGAGGAGAGGACGCUGCCUUCUCCUGCAAGGUUUGGGGCACGCCAUUGCCAGACGUAGUUUGGGAAAAGGAUGCCAAGAAACUGAAUGAUAUCUUUGAGAGCUCUCACUUCUCUAUUAGUGUUCAAGACGGAGGAUGGUUCCAGCUUAAGGUUUAUCGAACGCGCAUGCCUGACAAGGGUGUUUACACCUGCAAGGCCACGAACCGCAAUGGCGAGGCCCUGGCUGGGGCCGUCCUCCUUGUUGACCCUGUGUCAGAGCAAGAGGACAACAGAAAGUCCAGCCAUUGGUCACCAAAACACAGAGGGGGGAAGCUCGGUUUGUCAAAGCUCAGAGAGGAGCCACCGCUCAGUACAUCAAAGGUCAAGAAGUUUGUGGUGGCAGAAGGGAAACACGCCAAGUUCCGCUGCUCUGUCACAGGGAAGCCGAAGCCAGAGAUAAUCUGGAAGAAGGAUGGAUCGCCCCUUGAUCCUGGGAGGCGCCAUCUCAUAUUUGAGGACAGAGAAGGUUAUUACACACUGAAGGUUUUGUAUUGUAAAGUUCAGGACACAGGACUGUAUGCGUGUGUAGCAUCCAAUGCUCUUGGAAACACUCUCAGUGCCGUUCAUCUGUCAGUCAAAGGCCCACAUGUGAGAUUUAACCAUCCGUUAAAAGAUGUGGAGGCAAGGGAAAGCAAUGUUGCUGUUCUGGAAUGUGAGGUUCCUGAUGAGUCAGUCCUGGCCACCUGGUACCGUGAGGAUGAAAGACUGAUGCCCAGCAGUAAAUAUGGGAUUGAGCAGCAAGGCACUAGGCGAAGACUCACCAUCCAAGAUGUGGAAAUAGACGAUGAUGGAGUGUAUCUCUGCGAGAUGCUAGAUGGGGCAAAGAGCAUAGCAGAGCUGUCGGUCAAAGGUAAAAUCCUACGUAAACUUCCACGAAAGGUUGAGGUGUUGGAGGGUGAGAAUGCUGCAUUCUGUGUGGAAGUGGAGGACGAAGACAUGGAGAUCCAUUGGUUCAAAAAUGGGCUAAAACUGCACGAGACACACCAGACAAUCCUUAAAUCUUUUGGAAAGACCCACGUUCUUGUCUUUGUCAAUGUGGUCCACCAAGACUCAGGGGUGGUGACUUUUGUCACUGGACGAUCCAAGACAUCAUCGCGUCUUAAAGUCAGAGCCACAAGACACUGCCCACCAAUCUGUCCGCUUGGAGUCAAAAUGGAUCUGGAUGGGCCAAAUGGCGCUCGGCUAUCCUGGGUUCCUGCACCGAACAACCAGACGACUCGUUCCAUCUUUGUAGUGGAGAGACAGGAAGUGGGCUCACAAGAGUGGCAGAAAUGCUUUACCUCUGAGAAAGCCACCUCCACUGAGAUCUACAGUGACAGUAUACCGUACGAGGGAGACUAUCGCUUCAGAGUGUGCUGCAUCAACAAGUAUGGCCGCAGUGGCCAUGUAGUGUUUCCCAAAGUUAUCCAUCUGGUUCCGGGAACAAAGAUUUGCAGUCCCCUUCAAGACCUGGAGGUUACAGAAGGAGAGGACGCUGUCUUUUCCAUCGUGCUGUCAGCCUCACUAGUUGGUACCUGGUUUUUUAACAGUGCCCAACUGCAAGACGGUGGAAGAUACUCGAUAAAACAGUCCAAAACCCAGCACACAUUGAUAAUCCAUGAGACUCUCACUGCAGAGGGCAAAGCAGAGAUCACGUUUAUCGCCAACGGGUUGCGAAAUUCAGCGGCUCUCGUAGUUAAACCCGCAAUCAUGAAAUUCAGCCCUUUGUUGGAAUCUGACAGUACCAAGAGGGUGGAGACUGGUGACGUCAUUGUUCUCUACUGCGAAGUAUCACAUUCUUCAGCUAAAGUAUGUUGGUACAAAGAUGGUGAGGAGUUACAGGUGAGCGAUGGCCUGAACAUUCAAUCAGAUGGGAACAUGAGGAGAAUUGUGAUUCAGUCAGCUGAGAAACAUCACGUUGGAGUUUAUACGUGCCAGACAUCAGGCGAUGUCAUCACAUUCAUGGUUGAAGUUGCAGGUCCUCCUGUGGAGUUCAUUCCAGGAUCUGAGGAAGACCUUCAUAAGAACAGCAUGGAGCUUGACCCUGUGGUGCUGCUCUGCCAUGUCUCCAGAGAGGAUGCUCAAGUUAUGUGGUACAAGGACGGUUGUGAAAUUGAACCCAGUGACAACAUCACUCUACAGGCAGAGGGAACCCUAAGAAGGCUGAUUAUCCGCUCUGCUGAAACCUCUGAUGCGGGCAGCUACACCUGCCAAGCGGAAAACAACAGCAUGGAGUUCUCUGUCAAUGUCAGAGAACCCCCAGUGAUGAUUGUGGACCCUAAAGAUGAUAUCAUGAUUGAGUGCUACAUUUCGGAAGACAUUCACAUGCAGUGCGAGUUGUCCCGCUCAGGUGGAAAGGUGCAGUGGUUCAAGAAUGGUGAGGAGGUGGAGGAGGGAGGCAAUAUCCAGCUGACAAGAGAGGGUCCCUACAGACGGCUGACCAUCCUCUGCAGCAAGGUGGAGGAUGGGGGGGAGUAUAUCUGCGAGACAAAUGGGGACUCUGUAUUCUUUCAACUGAUAGUCACAAAGCCUCCUGUACGAAUCAUUUCCCCCACUGAUUCAGAGCUUAAAAUCACCCACGUGGCGUCCACCGAGCUCCAGCUCAGCUGUAAGAUGUCAUGUUCUGACGCUCAUGUCACAUGGUACAAAGACAGUCUGGAGGUAGAGGAGGGUCCAAACCUCAUACUGGAAGUGGAUGGGGCAGAACGUCGGCUGGUUAUUCCUGUGGCCUCCAUAAAGGAUGUGGGAGAGUUUGUAUGUGAGACUGAACAUGACUCUGUUGCCUUCAUGGUGACUAUUAAAGAGCAACCAGUGGUGCUUUCCCGUCCUACAAACACAUCAGGGAAGGUGGAGUGUUUAGCAGGGAAGACAGUCGUACUGGAGGUCAAGGCAUCACGCCUCAAUACAGAAGUGAAGUGGCUGCUAAAUGGCCAAGAAAUAGAGGGGAGUAAUUUUGUGACCAUCACGAAGAAUGGAUUACUCCGUCGUCUUGAAAUCCACUCUCCUUCUCCAGCGGAUUCUGGCACAUAUAGCUGCGAUGCUGUCGAUGACAAGCUUGACUUUCAGGUCACAAUUUCAGAGCCGCCAGUGAAUAUCUUAAAGAAGUCUGAGAUUGACACAAACCUCAAAGUUCUGAGGUCUGAUGACAUUGUGCUGGAAUGUGAGCUCUCCAGAGGCAAUGCCAAAACCAAAUGGUACAAGGAUGGCUGUCGUAUUGAGUGCGACGGAAGAUUCUGUGAGGAGGAGGAAGGUGCUUUUCGCUCUCUUGUCAUUCUCAAUGCUGAGCUCAGAGACUCCGGAGAAUACUUUCUGGAUGCUGAAGACGAUAACAUCACCUUCCAGGUUACAGUUCAAGAACCUCCAGUGACCAUUGUGGGCAACUCUAAAGACGCUGACUUCCAGGAGAUGGCAGCAGGCGAUGACCUAAUCCUGGCUUGUGAGGUGUCCCAUGAAAAUGCUCCUGUCCAGUGGUACUGCAAUGACAAGCUGCUUGUCAAUGACUCCCGCACCAAUAUACAAUGCUACGGCACUCUGAGGAAAAUCAUCAUUUCAAAUGUUCAAUCUUCGGAUUCCGGAAAGUAUAUAUGUGAUGCAGUAGACGACAAGAUGAUCAGUAUUGUUAGGAUUCAAGUGCCCCGGGUGGUUGAGUUCCUGACUGAGCUUCAAAACACCACUGUUCUAGAAGGAGAAGAUGCUACCUUUAAAUGUAUGGUUUCACCCGAGGAUGUGCAGUUGGUCUGGUUCAUGGACAAUGAGAUGAUCAACUCCAGUGACCAUGUCCAGGUCGCACAGAAUGGUCUGUGCCACACUUUAGUGAUAAAAAAGUGCCACAUGUUGGACUGUUCCAAAAUCACAGCUGAAGCUGAAGGAACAACAAGCAAAGCUAGCCUCAGAGUCCAAGAGGCUCAGGUCAUGUUUACAAAGAAAAUGGAUGCUGUCAUGGCAGAAGAAUUUGGUGAUGCCACCCUGGAGACAGAGAUCAGCCUUGAGACAGGCGAGGUGCAGUGGAUGAGACAGGGCGUGGUUAUCCAGGCCGGGCCUCGAUAUUCACUCAACCAGAAUGAAUGUAAACGCAGUCUGACCAUCUACAAUCUAAAUCUGUCAGACCGCGGAACCUACCGUUGUGAGACUCUGCAUGACAGAACCCAGGUCAAACUAAAUGUAGAGCCCCGUAAAAUCUCCAUCCGUAAAGGCCUGACAGACCAGGAAACCUUAGAACGUGAGACGGCAUCCUUUGAGGUGGAGUUGUCCCACACUGAUGUGCAGGGCAAUUGGCAGAAGGGUGGUAUCCGGGUGAAGCCAAACAACCAGUUCAGGGUGAGUACCAAUGGGCGAGUCCAUGGCCUCACCCUUUCCAACCUCACCCUGGAGGACACAGGUACCAUUGCCUUUUCAGCAGAAGGGGUGCGCACGACUGCCAGGCUCACAGUCAAAGAGACUCCAGUUACCAUCCUCAAAGCUCUGGUUGAUGUCCAUGUGGAAGAAGAAUUUCCUGCCACUCUGGAGUGCGAAUUAUCUCGACAAAACAUUGAAGUCAGAUGGUUCAAGAGCGGGACUGAGCUGAAGCCAGGCAAGAACUGUCGGAUCUAUUCCAUGGGGCGAAACAAGUUCUGUCAGAUCCUGCAGUGCUCUCUGGCGGACUCUGGCAUCUACACCUGUGACGUGGGGGAAAGCAGCACUUCUUGUACACUGGAGGUUUAUGAGCAUGAGCUGAAGAUUCUGCAGGAUCUGGAGGACCUUUACAUUCAGGAAGAUCAGAAUGCAGUCUUUAUGUGUGAGGUUUCCCUGAAUGAUGUGAACGGAGAGUGGUAUAAGGAUGGCCACAAGAUCCGGCCCACCAGCACCAUCAAGACCCGCACAGAAGGGACCAAACACUUCCUGCUGAUGUGCAACGUCAAAGCUGAGGAUGCUGGAGAAAUACGCUUUGUAAGCAGAGACGUUGAAUCUACUGCUUAUCUCGAAGUAGAAGAACUCCCGGCAUCCAUUGUCAAACCGUUGCGGGACAGGACAGCAUUGGAGAAACACCGCGUCAUCCUGGAGUGCACCGUUUCCUCCGCUCGCUGUAGUGCUACCUGGUACCGCGGCAAGGAGAGGCUUGUCCCCUCUGAUCGAGUGGAUCUCGUCGUCGACGGUUGCUCCCAUAAACUUGUGAUCCAGCAGGUGGCGCUGGACGAUGAGGACAUCUAUAGUAUUGAGGUUGGGGUGCAUACCUCCAAAGCCAAACUCAUGGUGGAAGCCCAAGAACUUGUGGUGGUGCGGGAGCUAGAGGACGUGGAAGUAGCCGAGAAUGAACCAGCAGUUUUCCAGUGCGAGGUGUCUGUAGCUAUCAGUAGAACCCCGGUUUGGACGCUGAACGGCGAGAACAUUCAGCCUGGGCCCUCUGUGCGCCUGGAAAACCACGGCACUGUGCACAAACUCACGCUGAAGGACACCAGUGUGGACUUGAGUGGUGUGGUUAAGUUCAGUGUAGGCAAAGCAAAGAGCAGCGCCAGUCUCAGUGUGAGAGAAUGCAAAUGAUCUGAAACUUGAAGCCGGCCUCGAUUUGCUUGAUUUUAUUUAACAGUCACACUUUUUACCUGCCCUAUUUCAAGUUGACGCUAUUAAACAGAGGUGGAAGUCAGUCACAUACAGUAUAUGCAAGUCAUAGAUGUCAAGUCUUAACCUUCGAGUUGCAAGCAAGUCCCAAGUUACUGUGGCAAAAAAAAAUAAAUAAAUAAAUAAAUAACAAUAAAAAAGGCCAAGUAGAGACACCACUAAAUUUCAAGCAAGUUGAGUCAAGUCAUUACUUUGGUUAAGCAAGUCAGAAAUCAAGUUAUACAAUCUUGCUCACUCACAAUAUAUAUUCGCACAUUAGCCACUUUGCAUGUACUGUAGUUAUCUGUAGUCCUACUAACACUUCUAACAAUGGUAGUUUUUUAAAUUGUCCCUACCAAUCUGUAUUGUCUAUUAAUUUAUUGUCUUCACAAUUAAACCCAUACCGGACAUAAAGCUACUGUAAGUUAAUUUUAUUUGACCAGCUAU